Molecule: messenger RNA, 743 nt
Organism: Prunus persica (peach)
Lineage: Eukaryota; Viridiplantae; Streptophyta; Magnoliopsida; Rosales; Rosaceae
Product: wound-induced protein 1
Exons: 1
Coding region: 85-504 (139 amino acids)
Source: RefSeq, a predicted model, not a curated record
AGGGCAAGCCAAUUAUUCCUAGUUAACUUCUCCCUUGUCUCCCUCAGACCCUAAUAAGGAGGAAGCCCUGCACAAGCCAGAAAAAUGCAGAACAAUGCAAUAGUGGAAGCCCUGUACAAGGCACUGGCCCAAGGCCACACAGAAGCAGUAGCAAAGCUUCUAGCAAGUGACCUCGAAUGGUGGUUCCAUGGCCCUCCACAGAGCCAGCACAUGAUGCGUGUGCUUACAGGGGAGGCAAGCCACACAGACUUCAGGUUCGAGCCAAGAAGCAUCACAGAGGUUGGUGACUGUGUGAUUGUUGAGGGAUGGGAAGGCGCAAAGGCCUAUUGGGUGCAUGUGUGGACCCUCAAAGAAGGCCUCAUCACCCAUUUCAGGGAGUAUUUCAACACGUGGCUCACUGUCAGGGAUCUGAAGCCGCAGGGCUGGGAGAACUUCACUGUGUGGCAGAGCAUGCCAAGAGACCUGUUCCACCGCUCCUUGCCUAGCAUUCUGCUUGCUAUUUAGAGUUUAUUAUAUAUAUCUGUGGUUGGUUUGGUGCUUAAAGAGCUCCAGACAACUUGUUGAUUAGCAAGAAAAAAAAAAAUUUGAGAAAAUAAAAUGAAGGGUACUUGUGGGUUGAAGCUUUGAGUUUGAACAAUGCAUGACAGAUAUGUCUGGUCUUCUGUGAUGUGUUAAGAAAAUGGAACUGCUGUUGUCUGUCAAAUAAAAUGGAACUACCAAUAAAGAUAAACCCUUGACCGCAA